UUGUUUGGAGGCAAGAAAAAAAAUACAAAGCCACGGUGGCGAAAAACAGAGCAACGUCAACAAUAAACCAACUAAGAUGUAUCAGAUCACAGAUUUUCAAAAGAUUGGUGUUGGGCUAGCUGGAUUUGGAAUUGCCUUUCUAUUUCUAGGAAUUAUGUUUUUCUUUGACAGAGGAUUACUUGCCAUUGGAAAUAUUUUAUUUAUAGUUGGACUUUCUUUUGUGAUAGGAAUGGAAAGAACUGUGCGAUUUUUCUUUCAAAAACAUAAAAUAAAAGCUACAAGUUUUUUUAUUGGAGGAAUAUUUGUUGUAUUAUUAGGAUUCCCAGUCAUUGGGAUGUGUGUAGAAUUAUAUGGAUUUUUCCUAUUAUUUAGUGGAUUCUUCCCAGUAGUGAUUAACUUUUUAAGAAGGGUACCAGUUAUAGGAACAAUUUUAAAUUUACCUUAUAUUCGACAGGUUGCAGACAAACUUGGAGAGUCCAAUUCAAUGAGGGAUGCAGAACCUUAACCAAUGUGUUGCUUUCAACCUGUCGGGAUUUUUGCAAUAAAUACAUUUUUAAAAUA
This is a messenger RNA of Mytilus trossulus (common blue mussel), 561 nucleotides long. RefSeq names its product vesicle transport protein GOT1B-like. Gene Ontology annotation, cellular component: membrane; endoplasmic reticulum. The record is from RefSeq and is a predicted model, not a curated record. Gene Ontology annotation, biological process: endoplasmic reticulum to Golgi vesicle-mediated transport; retrograde transport, endosome to Golgi. Bases 77 to 505 code for a protein of 142 amino acids. Lineage: Eukaryota; Metazoa; Mollusca; Bivalvia; Mytilida; Mytilidae. The transcript has 6 exons.